AUGGUACAAUGCUGUCCCAAAUACCUCCAAGAGAAGGGAUGCUCGGUGCGGCACACCUUGACGCUGAUAGGAGCCCUGCUCACCUGUUUUUGCGUUGAUGGUUGCGCGUACAAUAUUGGCAUUCUGAUAUCCUAUUGGUCCUCGUACUUUAACAAGGACACCUUUGUCCUAUCAUGGAUUGGUUCCAUUCAAAUGUUCUUCAGCUACUGUCUGGGACCCCUGACUGGCUUCCUUAUAAAUCACUUUGGAAUAACCCCAGUAGCCAUCACAGGAGCAACCGUUGCCUCCAUGGGGCACUUUAUCUCCGGGAUGCACGGCAACAUGAUAACACUGUAUAUAUGCUUUGGUGCACUGGCAGGUGCUGGCUAUGGACUGCUAUAUAUGACUGCAAUCGUUGCCAUCACCACAGGCUUUGAUGAGCUACGACCUAUAGCCAUGGGGAUUAUGGCCUGUGGCUCGGGUAUAGGUGCCUCAAUACACAGCAUUUUCUAUCCUCUAGUCGAAUCAAAAGUAACCUGGAAAGGAUUAUGUAUCGCCACAGCGGGACUGCUGCUACAGGCCUGUGUUUUUGGCUGCCUCCUCGGACUUGCUUUGCCCAAGAAGCCACCUCAGCAGCCGAUGAGCCAAUCGCCGCACAAUCCCACCGCGAGCAUUUUCAGCCUUGAUUCUCAUGCCCUCGGCAUCCUGGGCUCGGGGUACCUAAACCGCCCCAAUGAACCUACUACAAGCGCUGCGUUCAUGAACUCUCAACUGGAUCUCAAAGCCACUCUGGAAACGCCCAAAAUGCAGCACAUGAUGGGAAGUUUGGGAUCAUUCACUUAUUUGGUUGAGGUUGAAAAGAUUGCGCAGCAGAUUGGUCUAUUUGGCAAAGGCAUGCCGUUGCACAGGAACGCUUCUUUCCUCGUCUUCCUAGCCGCAGUGUUUAUUCAAGCCAUGGGCUCCUACUCCCCAGUCAUCCUCCUUUUUGAUAUAUUGCUCGCCGAGGGCUUAAGCCCAAAGGCGGCAGCCGGCACUACAGCCUUGGUGGGUAUAUCCAGUGCAAUCGCGAGACUCGUAUUCGGCACACUGGCCACGUUUCGCUGGGUGAACAAGACCCACCUGCUGUCAGUGCUCAUGAUGGCUGGCGGAGCAAUCAACAUCACUGUCUUUUUUCUCCACCAGCAGAUGUUUUUGCAAUUCUAUGCCUGUGUUAUAGGAAUUUGUCUAGGAGGAGUGACAGUAAUACACCCACUGGUUCUGGCGGACUUAGUGCAGAGAGAGCGACUGACAGAUGCAAUGGGGUGGGAGAUAAUGUCGGCAGGAAUGGGGUACUGCCUGAGCACGCCGCUAGCCACACUGCUGAGUCUACAACUCGGCAACAUGCACAUCAGCUACAUCGUCUCGGGCGUACUGAUGCUGUUUGGGGGUACCCUCGUCGAGCUCACGCGCUGGUCUCGCCGAACCAUCAGUGAGGCAGACAUCAACCGCCUCCGUAGACGCCUUGAGGGUGCCGCCGGGUAG
Echinococcus granulosus is the source of this 1500-nucleotide messenger RNA. Its product is annotated as Monocarboxylate transporter. The record is from RefSeq and is a predicted model, not a curated record. NCBI's taxonomy places the organism in Eukaryota, Metazoa, Platyhelminthes, Cestoda, Cyclophyllidea, Taeniidae. Gene Ontology annotation, biological process: transmembrane transport; monocarboxylic acid transport. The coding region runs from base 1 to 1500 and encodes 499 amino acids. Gene Ontology annotation, molecular function: monocarboxylic acid transmembrane transporter activity. The transcript is spliced from 2 exons.